GUCUACUUGUACAUCAUCUGGAAAUCACACGAGAGAGAGAGAGAGAGAGAGAGAGAGAGAGAGAGAGAGAGAGAUGGAGUUCGGAGCUGUUACCGGAAUCAGCCCUCUUCUGAUCGGAAAAGCUCUGACCGCCGCGAUAAGAGCCCGCGAUUUUCGAGGUGCAAAUCACUACUAUGAAUCCGCAGGGCCUUACGCCUUCUUCAGCUUCCCGCCAUCGUUCUCGGUGGACAACUGGUUUGCUCCAGGGAAUGAUGCCCCCUUUGGGGAGAUAAAGAUAAAGCGUGGACAGCUCCGUUGUCUCAGAAGCAUCGGCAACGACCAUGACGCUACUGUCAAUGAAGCUUUCCUCAAGAAAGCUGAAACUGUCCUCAGUCAAAGCCCCUCCUUUCAACAACAGGUGAAAAGGGCCAAGGAACAAGGAAAACAACUAGUUUUCACUGGACUGUCUUCAGGAGGUGCCACUGCAAUCUUAGUUACAGUUUGGUUCCUCGAGACGUACGGUCCGACCUCUCCGCCGCCUCGUUGCGUCACGUUUGGGGCUCCCCUUGUCGGAGAUGCAGUGUUCAAGCACGCCCUUGGACGAGAAAACUGGAGCCAGUACUUUCUGCACUUUGUCAAGAGGUACGACAUUGUCCCUCGGAUUCUGUUUGCUCCCAAGUCAUCAUCCAUAGGGGAUGAUAGCCUACCUCUGUUUUUGCACCUUUUGGAUCCAAAAUCUGAGGCAUCAAACCCGGGGAAUGAUCAGAGGAUUGAAGAUUUCUAUACAACGGUGAUUAGGAGCACAUCAUGUGUUGCUAACCAUUCCGCCUGUCAACUGAUGGGAAACACAAACCCGUUGUUAGAAACCUUCUCCUCCUUCAUCGAGCUAAGUCCUUAUCGGCCCUUUGGUACUUAUGUCUUCUGCUCGGGCGAGACACCAUUGGCAGUGAAUAAUGCAGACGCUAUUCUACAAAUACUGUUCUACUCUUCUCAGUUGAGUGAACAAAGAGAAUGGUCAUCCGUCCUAUUCCAAAGCAUAAAAGAUCAUCACAAAUACGAAAAGUUACCGGAAUUCUUGGGAACCAAUUUGUAUCAUUUGGACCAGCUUCGGCUAUCCUCUGAUGGAGGCGACUUCCACGCAAACUCCAUUAGCGCCGCACUGAGCAUAAGCGGCAGGCUAUGUGUCCUUGCAGCUAUAGAGGCAGAGAACCAACGUUACGAAAAUCAAAAGAAGGUACAAAAGAAACAAGGUGAGAUUGAAAGCAAACUAGAUUGGAUGGAGAAAUACAAGACAAAAUGCGAAGCCCCUAGGACAGGGUAUUUCGACUCAUUCAAGGCUUCAAACGAAGAUCUUGACUUCGAAGCAAAUGUCAAAAGGGCUCAGUUAGCAGGUAUAUUCGACGAAGUCCUCGGUUUACUGAAGAUUUAUCAACUCCCCGAUAGCUUUGAGGAGUGCAAGGAGUGGAUAAACCUAGCAACCAAGUACCGGAGAUUGGUUGAACCAUUGGACAUAGCAAACUACUACCGACAUCUAAAGAACGAAGACACCGGGGCCUACAUGGACAACGGAAGACCAAACCGCUACAAAUAUGCUCAGAGAUGGUUCGAGCACGGAAGAUGGAAGCAAGGAUCGGACCUAGAAAACAUUUUCUCGACCAAAGUAAAAGCUCUUAACCUGGGAUCAGAGCAAGACAUUAAAGAGAAGCUCAAGUUUGCAGGCUCCAAGUGCGGAUCAUGCGUUUGGGCUGAGGUCGAAGAACUCAGAAGAGAGCCAUACGAAAAUCUCAAGGGAAAGCCAUACCAAGAAUUCUGGGAAAGGGUUAGGGCAUUGGAGACGAUGAUUGAUACCUGGAUCGAUGAGAGAGAACUAGAUACCCAGAUGUUCUUGGAGGGCUCAACAUUUCACACGUGGUGGACUACUCUUACACAGGAUCACACGACCCUAUCUCCAGUCUCAAGGUUUAUGCGUGGCUGAAGCAUGACAUCACCAAAGCCAUCAGAAGUUGCUUAAAUCAUAGUACCACUUCAAGCCAUUGGAAUUUCCAUGUAAUCCUUGUGUAAUGACUACAAAUAACGUAAUGUUUGAGCAACUUUAUCUAAUGAAUUUGGACACCUACUCUUUCCAUUU
Molecule: messenger RNA, 2107 nt
Organism: Tarenaya hassleriana
Lineage: Eukaryota; Viridiplantae; Streptophyta; Magnoliopsida; Brassicales; Cleomaceae
Product: protein EDS1-like
Exons: 3
Coding region: 74-1954 (626 amino acids)
Biological process (GO): defense response; lipid metabolic process
Source: RefSeq, a predicted model, not a curated record